This is a messenger RNA of Sipha flava (yellow sugarcane aphid), 614 nucleotides long. RefSeq lists its product as uncharacterized. Gene Ontology annotation, molecular function: A2-type glycerophospholipase activity; structural molecule activity. Gene Ontology annotation, biological process: phospholipid metabolic process; arachidonate secretion. Lineage: Eukaryota; Metazoa; Arthropoda; Insecta; Hemiptera; Aphididae. The record is from RefSeq and is a predicted model, not a curated record.
AUAUAUAUUUUCAAAUUUCAGUCCAUUUUUAUGAAUAAUUAAAUUAUACAUAACAUUUGUUUUUCCCGAUCCAGAGGGUCCAACAAUUAUUGCACGAAUACUGUCUGGAAAUAAUGAUCCGUGUCUUGAUGGUUUCUUAACUAUCUGAGAAUCUACGUUUACAAUAUCUAACUUAUUAUUCUGUUCAAUUAGUUCCAUAUUAUAUAAGAAUAUAAAUAGUACAACAAUUGGAUAAAUAAUGUUAGUAGUGUAUGAUGCGUUCACUUUAUAAGUCUAAACCAAUUAAAACUGGUAAAGGAUUAUUAAAUUCAGCUAUAAAUAGUCUUCCGUUUGAAAUUCAUGUACCAGGUUACCAAUUUUGUGGACCGGGUACAAAAUUAGAGAAACGAUUAGAACGAGGUGAUAAAGGUAUCAAUCCAUUAGAUUCAGCGUGUAGAGACCAUGAUAUUGCAUACUCAAAGAGUAAUAACUUAGUUGAUAGACAUAAAGCAGAUAGAGAAUUAGAAAAUCGUGCUUGGGAAAGAGUAAAAUCAGGAUCUAUAAAAGAAAAAGCUGUUGCGUAUGCUGUAAUGAAUGCUAUGAAAGCAAAGCGAAAAAUAGGAAUGGGUUGUAAC